AUGGCCCAGGUUGCCGCUCUGCUUGUCGCCACAUCCUCGGGACGAGCUUUGGCUGAUGAGCUUGCCUCAAAAAAAUCUUACACAUACCUAAUUGGCGGCACGGAUGGUGUGCCAAAAGUCCUGCUUGGAGUUAACGGCCAGCCCGUGCUUAACCACUGGCUGGCGGCCAUCCAGCAAUGCUCCCGAUUAUCACCAUUGGAGGAGAAGGUCUUCAUCUUGUGCAAUGAAAACAACAUCGCUGACGUCCGCACCUGGGCGGCUGAUCCGCGUCUCUCCGCCGGCGGCUUUCCGCUUGGCAACGUGCUGAGCAAUGGCGCGGAAGACAGCCUCGGCCUGGCCGCCGACGUGGCUACGUUCCUGUCGGUCGCGCCGGCAUCGGUGGCCGGCGGCAGUCUGCUCAUCGCAGAGGCCGACGCGUUGUGCGGCCCUGGUUUCAGCGUCGCGCGCGCAGUGGAGCACGCUGUCAUGCGAGCCAAGGACACGUUGCUGUACAUGGCGGCACCAGAGGGCAUGGCUUUGGAAGGGGAAGCAGUCGUUCAGGUAGAGGAUCCGGCGACGGCGGCGGAGACGUCAUCACAGCGCGUGACGGGGAUGGAUCCGACGCCCGGCGGCAUCCCAGACAGUGCAGCGCUCACGGCAGUGCUAGCACCGGUGGCGGUGCUGCGGCCCCAGGCGUUGGAGCGCGUCGUCGCCGCCGCGGCGGCGGCGGGCACGUCCGCGUCGUCGACGCUUGGCGACAUGAUCUCCUCGCUGCAGCCGGGCAACAUUGCGCAUCCGCCCAUGUACGCCAUGCCUCUGGAUUGCUUCUUCCGCCUCUCGGAUGCCUAUCAUGUGACAAUGACCUCCAACUUUUAUGCGUUUUAUGCGAAAGAGAAGGCCGGCUACAAGGGCGACGCCGCACGGGCAUUGGAGGCCGCACGCAAGUUGCAGGAGCUGCACGAGGCGCGCACCAUUACAGGCGGCUCUGCGGCGGCGGGUGUGCGGUUGAUAGCGGAGCGCAAGGCGGCACGGCCGCCGGAGCCGUGCGUGGAUCCCGAGCUACGGAAGCUGUACGGCGAGUUCUACGACAGUUGGCUGCGCGGCGACCGGCACCACGAUCUGGCAGCGAUGGCAGGACGCGGCAUUACAGGCGCGUCGGUGCUGCUCGGCGGGUCAGGCGGUACGGGCCACUGCGGCGGCGGCGUUAAGGCCGGCAGCUCCAUGCCGGUGCGGUUCGCUGAUGCCACAACUCGCCGGCACAACGCCAAGGAGCAGCACCCCGUGUAUACCACCACCACGAACACGUAUGGGCUGAAGACACCGGCGCAGGCUGACAUGCCGCUCACCUACACGGCCGCCUCGCAACACUUCACCAAGUCUUUCCCCGUGUCGGCGCCCAAGAGCGCCGGUCUCGUCACUGCUGUCACAAAGUCCAAGGUGCACAAGACGCUGGAUGAUUUUUGA
This is a messenger RNA of Volvox carteri f. nagariensis, 1443 nucleotides long. RefSeq lists its product as uncharacterized. The transcript has 4 exons. Gene Ontology annotation, biological process: axoneme assembly. The coding region runs from base 1 to 1443 and encodes 480 amino acids. The record is from RefSeq and is a predicted model, not a curated record. Gene Ontology annotation, cellular component: axonemal microtubule. Lineage: Eukaryota; Viridiplantae; Chlorophyta; Chlorophyceae; Chlamydomonadales; Volvocaceae.